This is a messenger RNA of Centropristis striata (black sea bass), 1543 nucleotides long. RefSeq names its product echinoderm microtubule-associated protein-like 1. The coding region runs from base 1 to 909 and encodes 302 amino acids. NCBI's taxonomy places the organism in Eukaryota, Metazoa, Chordata, Actinopteri, Perciformes, Serranidae. The transcript has 7 exons. The record is from RefSeq and is a predicted model, not a curated record.
AUGGCAGCGGGCAUAGAGGAAGAGGACUCACACAUGGAGGAGCUGGUGGACCAGGGUCUGGGGAUGGAGGAGACGGCCCACGGCCUGCUGAGGAGGCCCUCGCUGAAGGAGAGCUACCACAGUGACUCCCUGCUGGCACCAGACACUGACUUCAUGACAGAUGACCGCAGCUCUGCAGCCAGUGGCCUGGACGUGGCCGACCGGCUGACCUACCUGGAGCAGAGGAUGCAGAUGCAGGAAGAUGAGAUCCAGCUGUUGAAGAUGGCUCUGGCUGACGUCCUCAAGAGGCUCAACAUCUCCGAGGAGCACCAAGCUGCGUCCUCUAGCAGGAGAUCAUCGGGCGCUAAAGCCCGGCCUGUGUCUCUCGCUCUGCCCUCCAGAACGCCCAUGGUGACCCCCGGUGCUGCCUCCCUGAAGAAGAGCACCACGCUGCCCUCCAGCUCCACAGCCAGGAACUACAGCCCAACACCGCCCCGCAGUGGUGUGAAGAGCCCUCCAGGUAGUGUGAAGGACAGUCCAUGUAAGACCACUCAACGACCCACCUCUGCAGCCUCCACCUGUAAGAAACCAGAAAGCAGCAAGUCCAAGGAGGCUGCAGUAAGUGCAGGGGCAAGGCGUGUGACACACUGCAAAGUGACUAUGCAGAUCUAUCUGAGCCCCCUCGCAAGAAAGACUGGAUCUUCUGAGACGGCCAAAUCUGCAGCAUCGGUGGCUGCCAACAGCGGGCCCACGGCAGCACCCAACAACCCUCAGGCAAAGAGGGGCAGCAAGCCAGAGACGAAGAAGACAAACCCGUCCUUCACCUUAAACCUGCAGAAAACAACAACGAGCCAGAGCACGCAGCAGGACACAUCCAGCUACAAGAGUCCCCUUAAAUCGCCCAGCCAGUACUUUCAGAUUUGUUACUGAGGCAGAAGGAUGAAGAUGUUUCAAUUUUGUUCUUUGCUGUCAAGUUUGCUGAACCAAAACAAAUCGUUAAAAGCCUCAAACAACCAGUUGAACAGAAAAUGCAAGUAAAGACUUUCUUAAAAUGAUGAGAAAGUAAGAAAUGAAUUUAAAAUGAAGAUGAGUGCACUUCUGACAUGAUUUUCCUCUGUAGUCGAUCCGGACUUUAUUGCUUUUGGGUGCAACAUGAGCACUUACAGCAUUUCAAAAACAUUUACAAGUUUCAGUAGCUGUCAAUACAGUGCUGUUGGCAUGAUUAUUUAUUUAAAGGAUAGUACAGUGUGAAAGCUUUAAUGCAUUUUAGCCUCCUCUGACACCACAGUAGUUAUAGAUCUGUUUCUCAUGUCUGCGUAUUGUUUCACUGAAUGCCUGUGUGUACCUAAACGUUCUCUCUUAUGUGAAGUCUGUCAGGCGAGGAUGUGCGUCUGUAGUCGUCUUUGAGCAGUGUUUGACGUCAGUGAGUGUGCCGCUGAGUCCUUCCUGUGUGCUGUGAUCCUUCUAGUUGUUGUCUAGUUGAUGUUAAGCAUAAUUUAAAUGCAGUGUAUACCAGAAUCAGUCCAAGCGGCUCAUUCUAGUUCAGGACAAACAAUAAAAACAA